CAAUCAAUGAUUUGAAAUAUUUUUGCUGUGCAAUUUUUUGGAAAAUCUUAUUUUUUUAUGCCAUUCCACGUAGUUUGGAGGGCGUUAUAAAACUCGGGGCGAAGUGUUAUGGGUGCAGAGGAUGACAGUCUUAACACAUCUCUCGCACAUAUUGUGCUGUGCUGCGUUGCCGGGAGGGGGAUUAGCCGCAUGUCAGGGAAGAGUUUUACACACCCGGGCAUGCACGCCAACUUCUUCAUACAUGGGGUUCUCGGAUUCCUUCACUAUCAAAGCGGGGUCUUCAACAACGAUUUCAAGCCAGCCUACGCGGUCAGCUACAAAGCUUCGAGAUAUCUCGCUCUACCAUGCCUCAUGGCUGACCUAUACCGAGGGAACAACGCUUUGAGUACAAUCCACUUGCUGUCUGGGAUUGUGCCCUUUGCCCUGGCGUUGUCUGGUGAGGACAAUGUUCAGCUGGGGAAUCUGGUCAUUGCCUGCAAUAUAAUAUCUCUCUGCCACUAUUCCAUGCAGAAUAACAGAGAGUGGGGCUGGUACACGGCUGGGGCAGCAGUAUUCGCGUAUAUCCUCGCCCCGCAGAUGGGGCCAAAGGUCAUGUACCCGCUGGGAUUGGCGCUCAUGGAGUAUUGCGCGUACAGAGUGUUCCACAUACAUUAUGAUGCGCCCCCGGCUCGUUGAAUAAAUUGAUUACAUG
Molecule: messenger RNA, 691 nt
Organism: Ostrinia furnacalis (Asian corn borer)
Lineage: Eukaryota; Metazoa; Arthropoda; Insecta; Lepidoptera; Crambidae
Exons: 2
Coding region: 109-675 (188 amino acids)
Source: RefSeq, a predicted model, not a curated record